Messenger RNA from Triplophysa rosa, 1889 nucleotides. RefSeq names its product tyrosine 3-monooxygenase/tryptophan 5-monooxygenase activation protein, beta polypeptide like (gene ywhabl). Lineage: Eukaryota; Metazoa; Chordata; Actinopteri; Cypriniformes; Nemacheilidae. Gene Ontology annotation, cellular component: cytoplasm. The coding region runs from base 147 to 884 and encodes 245 amino acids. The transcript is spliced from 6 exons. Gene Ontology annotation, biological process: signal transduction. The record is from RefSeq and is a predicted model, not a curated record.
CAUCCUUGUCUCGGCUCCUGGGGCUGGUCUGAUUGGAGGGAAACCCCGUGGAUUAGCCCGAUAGCCCGUGAGAAUCAGCUGUGAGCCGCGGUUAGCUUAGCUACGACAGGACCAUCGUUUUCCCCGACACUCAGCACUGAGCAGCCAUGGACAAAAGCGAGCUAGUGCAAAAAGCCAAGCUGGCCGAGCAGGCGGAGCGCUAUGAUGAUAUGGCAGCCGCUAUGAAGGCCGUGACUGAGGGUGACACUGAACUGUCUAAUGAGGAACGCAACCUGCUCUCUGUGGCUUACAAGAAUGUAGUGGGUGCCCGCCGUUCCUCCUGGAGAGUGGUUUCCAGCAUCGAGCAGAAGACGGACGCCAGCGACAAGAAGCAUCAGAUGGUCAAGGAAUAUCGGGAGAAGAUCGAGAAGGAGUUGAAAGACAUCUGUAAUGAUGUCCUGGUCCUUCUGGACAAGUACCUCAUUCCCAAGGCGACCCCUGCUGAAAGUAAAGUCUUCUAUCUGAAAAUGAAAGGCGACUACUAUCGCUACUUAGCGGAGGUGGCUGUGGCAGAAGAGAAAGCCUCUAUCAUUACCAAUUCACAGGAGGCCUACAAGGAUGCUUUUGAAAUCAGCAAGGCAGAGAUGCAGCCCACACAUCCCAUUCGUCUGGGCCUGGCCCUCAACUUCUCUGUAUUCUACUACGAGAUUCUCAACUCGCCUGAGCAGGCCUGUAAGCUUGCCAAAACGGCUUUUGACGAGGCCAUUGCAGAGCUUGAUUCACUGAAUGAAGAGUCAUACAAAGACAGCACAUUGAUCAUGCAGCUACUGCGGGACAACUUGACACUGUGGACUUCAGAUAACCAGGGAGACGGUGAGGACGCCGAGGAGGGGCGGGAAAACUGAGUCUCGCUCUGUCAGUCCUUCCCGUUAUUCACCUGCCAUUGUUCCAGCUCACCGUCAACACUGAGACCACCUCAUCGUCAACUUUUGUCUCUUUUAGUUCUUUUACUCUUGCGCCUUCCUUGCUUUCUUCCUUCCCUGUCAUUGUGGGUUUUUUUCCUAAGGAUUUGUGUCAUGGGAGGUGGGUGGGAGGGGUUAAAUAGCGGGUGGGAGGGGCGAGGCAUUGGAAGGGGCUAGGCAUGGGAAGGGGCUAGGCAUGGGAAGGGGCUAGGCAUGGGAAGGGGCUAUGGUUCGUCUGCUGUUAACCUUGUUUUCUAAGCAGGGAGUUCUAGGUUGUCGCAUUAGUGCAGGAGGCGAGUGAGGGCUCAUGCAAAGUUGCAAGUUCAAUCUUUUGUUAUACUGUUUGUAAAUCUCUGUCACAGAGUCACUUUCCAUAAUCAUUAUAUACGGCAGUUUAGCAUUUGUGUUUUAUAAACAGCCCUUGAUUUAAGCAUAUGUGAGGAUAGCAGUGCAAGGCUACAACUAAAGUUACAACAGCAAUGUGUUACAUGGUAAAACUGCUGGCUCACACAUCAUGGGCAAAAAAUACAUUCCAUUUAUUGGAGUUUUCUUAUUCCAGGCAUUUGGUGCCCUGCAAAUGGCAUUUACCUAUUCCCUGUCAAUCACGAGGUAUAGUGGACCCUAAGAACAAAGAGCACAUAAGCUUUGUACGGUUACCGCUUGACUGUAUAAGCAGAGCAGUAGGAAAUAUCAGUGCGAGUUUUUUUUUUUCCAGUAAUUUGUUUUUAAAAUGUUUUUUCCACAAUUUCCUUUCAUUUCUUUUGAUACUUGCCUAAAUUGCAUGUGGCUUUGAAGUAGUUAAUAUGGGGAGGAAACGGGGGUACUGUUGGGCUGGCUAGCUUUGUGUCAUGUCUCUGGAAUUUUCAUACAGAACACCCAAGCAUAAAUGUUAUUUGGAGGGAAAAUAUGUAAUUUCAUGUAAGUGGAAUAAAAAAUAAUUUAACAGUU